CAAAAAUAAUUACAUAUCGGCUGUGCUCUUAAAAUAAUCCAGAAUGGCUACUCUGAUUUUUGUCGAUAAGGAAAAUGGAGAACCAGCCACUCGUGUGGCUCCUAAAGAUGGGCUGAAGUUGAAGUCUAGACAUUCAGUCAAAGCUUUAGAUGGGAGAUCUCAGGUUUCAACACCACUUGUUGGCAAAAUGUUUGAUGCUCCGUCAGCCUUACCUAAAGCUGCCAGAAAGGCUUUGGGAACUGUCAACAGAACUACAGAAAAGUCAGUAAAGACUAAUGGACCCCUCAAACAAAAACAGCUAAACUUUCCUGCAAAAAAGGUGAUUGAGAAGACCACUGAAGCAAAAAGCUCUGUUCCUGCCGCAGAUGACACCUAUCCAGAAAUAGAAAAAUUCUUUCCUUUCAAUCCUCUAGAUUUUGAGAGUUUUGACCUGCCCGAAGAGCACCAGAUUGCAGACCUCCCCUUGAAUGGAGUGCCUCUCAUGAUUCUUGAUGAGGAGAGAAAUUUUGAAAAGCUGUUAAAGCUGGGUCCCCCUUCACCUGUGAAGAUGCUCUCUCCACCAUGGGAAUCUGAUCCAUUGCAGUCUCCUUCAAGCAUUCUGUCGACCUUGGAUGUUGAGUUGCCACCUGUUUGCUAUGACAUAGAUACUUGAAUUUCUUAGUGCUUUAUAGCUAGUGUGUAUUUGUAUUAAUAAAGCAUUUCUUUAACA
Molecule: messenger RNA, 709 nt
Organism: Nycticebus coucang (slow loris)
Lineage: Eukaryota; Metazoa; Chordata; Mammalia; Primates; Lorisidae
Product: securin-like
Exons: 1
Coding region: 44-652 (202 amino acids)
Biological process (GO): chromosome organization
Cellular component (GO): nucleus; cytoplasm
Source: RefSeq, a predicted model, not a curated record